Coregonus sp. 'balchen' is the source of this 2171-nucleotide messenger RNA. The record is from the annotation of a GenBank genome assembly. NCBI's taxonomy places the organism in Eukaryota, Metazoa, Chordata, Actinopteri, Salmoniformes, Salmonidae.
AUGGAGAUACUGGCUAAGGAGGCUGUGGACAAAAUCUACAAGCUAUUCAACGAGUGCUCCUCUGUUCUGCAUCUGGAAGUGUCUCGGAGUCAAACUGAGAAUGAGGACUUGAAGAAGAGGCUAGACGCGGUUGAGACCGAACUGAGGACUGUCUUAGAAGGGAGUGGAGGACAAGAGAACAUGUCAGCAAAUGGCUGCUGCAGUGAAGUCAAGAUCAUCCACCAGUUAAAAGGCACACAACCAGGUGAGAGUUGGCAUUAUUUCAGAUUAGCCAUCAAUGGGGUUUUAGAUUGCUUUGGUACACUGUUACUAAAACCAGUACUUUUGAAUUCAAUGCUAACCUUUUUGAUUUUGACUGCAAUCUUUUUCAGGCUUAUGCGCUGGUGAUGCAGAAGUGAAACGAUCCCCCAUCAUCCACCUGUGGAAAGGGAGAGUUCCCUCAACUGUAAACGAGGUAGGUCUAUUUGCAUAACUGACAAUAUUCUGUUAAAGGUUUAGUUCUUGGAUAGCUGUCUGGAAUUACUAGGGGAUACAGAAAGUAAUAACCUAUUUACUUGUCUGUAUCUGUAUCACACAAGUAUCAUUAUGCACCAUUUGGUACCAGGUAGUUACCAAUUGUAUUUAAUUAUUUGAAGUGAGUACAAGAAGAAGCAUUUAAUCCCUUUGUGAUGAUUUCUGUUGUAUGAUAUCAUUAUAUAUAGAUCGGACUCUAAACCUGCGUUCCAUUAAAUCACUUUCCCUCUCCAUCUCAGCACUCCAACAUGGAGGACACGAUCGAGUCAGUUAUUAUCAAAGAAGAAGGGUUUGAAGAAUACCUGUACAGCAGCACCUCAGACCCAAGUCCUUUUAUAGAAAGCCAGGCCCAGGAGUUGAGUGACCCAGAGAACCCUACAGAGGACCCAAAGGACAAAGGCGGCGACGCAGGGCCAAAGUGUUUGAGAAAGCCAAAGAUCACAGGGGCUCGUCGGGCAAGGCCCAAAAAUGAGAACCACCUUAGCUGCAAGCACUGCAGGAAGACAUUCAGCAAACUGAUCCAGCUGAAAGCUCACCAGGCCAUCCAUGCGGCAGCGGAGAAACCUUUUAUCUGCCAGCAGUGCGGUCGAGGUUUUUCCUUUAAACGCAGUUUUGAUGCACACCAGCUGCUUCACACAGGAGAGAGACCGCACACCUGUGGCGAGUGUGGUAAAGCUUUCACCCUAAAGCAGCUGCUCAAGAAUCACCAGAGACUCCAUGCAGGGUUGAGACCGUUCCGCUGCGACGAGUGUGGCAAGAGCUUUAACCGGGCCCACGGUCUUAAGAUGCACCAGAUCGUCCACACGGGAGAGAGGAAAUACAGCUGUGAGAUCUGCAAGAAGAGUUUCAGCAUACCAGGAAAUCUCCACAGGCACCAGCGUAUACACACUGGUGAGAAACCGUUCCGUUGUGAUACAUGCGGGAAAAGCUUCAACCAAGCAGACACUCUGAAAGGACACCAGCGGAUCCACACAGGAGAGAGGCCAUUUACCUGUGAGACGUGCGGGAAGUGUUUCAUUCAAAGAAGUGCACUGAAAAUGCACCAAAGAACCCAUGCAGGAGAGAGCGCCUUCCUCUGUGUGGUGUGUGGGACAGUCCUGGCUUGCGUCAACUCUCUCAAGACACACCUUCAGACUCACACAGCAGAGAUGCCUUGUAUGUGCUCAGUGUGCGGUAGUAGUCUCAGUUCACUCACUCACCUCAAAUCGCACCAGCAACUCCACACUAUGGAGAAGCCGCACAGCUGUGGCCUCUGCAACAAGAGCUUCAAGUCGGUCAGCUACCUGAACAUACACAUGAAAACUCACACUGGGGAGAGACCAUUCACCUGUGAUGUGUGUGGAAGGAUGUUCACUCAACACAGCAGCCUGAAAACCCACCAGGCGGUCCAUACUGGGGAGAAACCUUUCAGCUGUGAAACAUGUGGGAAAUGUUUCAGCAACACUGGGAACCUCAACAGGCACCAGCGGAUACACACUGGAGAGAAGCCUUUUAGCUGUGACCUCUGUGGGAGGAGCUUCAACCAGGGCAACAGCCUCAAAGCCCACAAACAAAUCCACACAGGGGAGAAACUUUACAUGUGCGACAAAUGCGGAAAGAGUUUUUCCUACCUGAGGAAUCUGAAAGAUCACAAGUGUUACUAUAUCUAAAACCAAUAG